AUGAAUUGUGCUUUGUCUGGAGAAAUAGCUAGCGACCCGGUGAUCUCACCGAGAAGUGGCGCAAUCUUCGAGAGAUUGCUUGUAGAAAAAUAUGUGUCUUCGUCAGGAACUGACCCUAUUACAGAUGAACCCCUUCUGGUGGAUGAUUUGAUCCCUGUAAAUGUACAGAGUGCCAAGUAUGUUGCACCAAAACCUCCUGCAUUCAAUUCCAUUCCUUCGAUGCUUUCCACGUUCCAGAAUGAAUGGGAUUCGCUAGCGUUAGAAGUAUUCACUUUGAGGAAACAGCUCCAUAAAUCGAGAGAGGAGUUGAGUGCUGCUUUGUAUCACCAGGACGCUGCUGUACGAGUAGCAGCAAGGGCAAUAAAAGAGAGGGAUGAGGCUAAGCAGGCUCUUCAGGAGUUAUCCAUUGCCAUUGGAACACUGGGCUCAGGUCUGGCUACAAGCCCUGUUAUUGAUCUGAACGGGAAAGAGAAACACAGCGACGGCCAAGUUGAAAAUGCCAUGGCACCACCUGCUGAACUUAUCUCGAAAGCUAGGGAAUCUCUCUUCUUACUUCACAAGUCACAGAAGCCCUCACUUCCAGUUGCAAGCAACCAACAGAUAUCAAUCAAAUUCAACAGCAGCAUUUCCUCUCAUCCCUUCAAAAAGGUUUCGGCUUCAUACUACAAUAGUAAGUCGAGCACACUCGUAUUAGGAUCCUCGACCGGAGCUAUUGCUUUAAUAAGGCUCGAUGACAAUAAUUCACUUGUAAAAUAUUCAAAAUCUGCACACAAGGGUAUGGACGUAGGCUCCAUUUUAAUGAUCCAAUACGAGGAAGAGAUCCAGCCCAUUGUUUCGCACUUAAACGGAGCAAUUAUUAUCGGUGACAAUCUUACCAAGUUCCCUAGAACAGAUGGGGACAAAUUAGCCAUCUCAAGCUUGAUAAGACAUCCAUCGGUAGAAACCCUCUUCAUUAUAGUGUACGAAAAUGGAUCGUGGUCCUUGAAUGAUUCUUCGAAAUUGCAGACUUUGUAUAAGAACAGUAGUACAAUCGCGGGAUCGGUGACAAGCUCGGACAUCCAUGUUGAUGGUGCCUUGCUUGCUCUUGGAAACAACUUGGGAGAAAUACUCAUAUUUGACCUCGCCACAGGAUCAUCGAUAUCUUCCAUCAAACUGCAAUAUCAAAACAUAAGUCUGAUCAAGUUCGCCAUGAACGGAUAUUGGUUACUAGUUGCCUCUGCCUCCGAAAGUGAACUGAGUUCUCUUGAGGUGUUCGAUUUGAGAAAGGAGCCUGUUUCCAUACAUUCGAUUGAAUUUACCAAUAAAAUUGUGGACUUCUUUAUAGACCCAUCCUCCACGGUUAUAAUUACCUUGGAUUCAUCAGAUUCUUUGUCCUUGCAUAGAUAUACCAAGAAGGGCAAAGUAUGGCUGGACAGAGCGUUCUCUAUUGAAGUGGACACUGCGUUACACGGGCUACAAUUGGUGACCUCUGCAGAAACUGCAGGCUUCAAAGAAUCGGGGGAGGUCAAAUUCGUAGGAGUAGGACAAAAUAGUAGCGUUUUGGAAUACCAAUUGGAAUACUCAUCGUAG
Messenger RNA from Dujonia railenensis, 1569 nucleotides. The record is from the annotation of a GenBank genome assembly. NCBI's taxonomy places the organism in Eukaryota, Fungi, Ascomycota, Pichiomycetes, Serinales, Debaryomycetaceae.